CGCGAUAGUCGCGUAUGACGCUGACGUAUUAUUUGCGGGACGAGUUUCCUUGUGUUUAUGAACACCGGGGGCGCUCCGGUCGGUGCAGAUCAAUAAUUACGGCGGAGGAUGUCUGCUGCAGCUCUACGUUUGAUCCGCUGUCGGAGGCUGAGCACAGCUGGGCCGCAUGGAGUGAAGAGAGUGCUUCAGUGGAAAAAUUUAAGGAGGUUUGCUAAAGUGACCAGUGCAGUUGUCCUGGGGGGCUGUCUUUUUAUCACUUAUGAAGUGGAGGCCCUUGAUAAGGCUGUGACCAUUGACACUCGUGCAAUUCUUCAGGAGAAGUACAAGUCUUACAUCUAUCUUAGAGCCACACCCUCCGAUGAGAAGGAAAACCUCGCUGCAGGGCUCACACACAAAACCAGGAGAGAACUUCAUAAAGCAGCCAGGCGGUUUCUGGAAAUAUCAUCUAGGCUUUUUCUGCAAUCACUAGAUGAGCACUUUAGCCACGUGGAUGCAGACCCACAUGAGGUGGCAUUAUGGGUCUUACUAAAGAGGACACAGUCAGCAAAUAAAGCCAUCAGACUCCAAGCUGUGCAGGAGCUUGCAGAAAAUCACCACUGGCACGACUACCAGUACCAGACAGCAGCACAGGUCAUAGACCAGCGAACAGCAGUGGGCCUGGCCCGGACUCCUCAGGUAGACCUUAGAUUCUUCUUGCGCACGCCCGUACUGCCUAACCUGGAAGAUGGUUUGUCAACAGAGGAUGAACUGAGGAAUCUGCUGGGGUCUCUGCCUCAGUCUGAGGUGGACAAAUGUGUUCAGUACUUCACCUCACUGGCCCUCAGAGAGAGCACCCAGUCCUUGGCAGCACAACGGGGUGGUCUGUGGUGUUUUGGAGGUAAUGGGCUGCCUUAUGCCCAGAGCCUCACCUCUGUUCCCUCUGAGAAGGUGGAGUCUUUCUGCCUACAGGCACUGGUACAACACUCGAAGGUCCAGAGCCACUGCGACCACAUAGUUGCAAACGGGGGCCUGCAGCUUCUCCAGAGGGUUUAUCAGCUUCGCCAAGACUCCCUGAAGAUUCAGAGGAACGUCGUUCGUAUCAUAGGAAAUUUGGCACUCCAUGAGAGCAUUCACCAGGCCAUAGCCCAGUCUGGUUGGGUGUCUGUCCUAGCUGAGAUGAUGCAGUCUCCUCAUGUCAUGCAGGCGUCUCAUGCAGCCCGUGCUCUGGCCAACCUGGAUAGAGAGAUGGUGAAAGAGAAAUACCAAGACGGAGUCUAUAUCCUCCACCCACAAACACGUGGCAACCAGCCAAUCAAAGCAGACGUGCUCUUCAUCCACGGGAUUCUAGGGGCAGCCUUUAAGACGUGGAGGCAGAAGGACCGUGUUAUGUUGGAGGAAGAGAAGGAGGCAGAGUGCACGGACGACUACACAGAGUGCUGGCCAAAGACUUGGUUGGCUGCUGACUGUCCAAAUCUGAGAGUACUCUCAGUGGAGUAUGACAGUCACCUCAGUGAUUGGAUGGCCAAGUGUCCGGCUGAGAAUCAGAGGAAAUCGUUGGCCUACAGAAGUCAAGAGCUGCUAAAGAAGUUAAAGCUGGCAGGAGUUGGAGAGAGGCCUGUGGUCUGGGUAGCCCACAGUAUGGGAGGAUUGCUUGUGAAGAAAAUGCUGCUGGAUGCCGCAGAGGACCCAGAUAUGCAAGGACUGUUAAAGAACACCAAGGGCAUUAUGUUCUACAGUGUUCCUCACCAUGGUACUUUUAUGGCAGAGUACUCUGUCAAUGUCAGAUAUCUUCUCUUUCCCUCGAUCGAAGUCAGAGAGCUUUGUAAAGACUCACCAGCACUGCGCGGCCUGAAUGAGGACUUCCUGAACAUGGCCAAAGACAAGGAAUUCAAGGUGCUGAGCUUUGCAGAGACGCUGCCAACAAACAUCGGUCCUAUGAUUAAGAUACUGGUGGUACCGACCCAGUCAGCAAAUCUCGGCAUCGGGGAGCUCAUUGAGGUGGAUGUAGAUCAUCUCAGUAUCUGCAAGCCAGAGAAGAAGGACUCAUUUCUGUAUAGGCGCAGUCUCCAGUUCAUCCAGGAAGCACUGCAGAGCUACAUCAGCCACUGACUGAAACAUAUGAACACAAACACACUGAAACAACCUACUGAUUACUUGAAACGGGGUAGAGAGCACUGUCACCCACCCAAAACCAAAUGGAAACAUAACAGCCUGUACUUUGUGUACGUUUACAUUAACAACCACUAAUGUUACUGUAGUAUAACCAGGGAGAUUACAUUUAUUUACAGAGUUGUCAGUUGUGAUGGAAGAAACCUGGGUGCUUAUUUUGUUCUCGUGAUCAUCCUCCAUCCUAUAUUGGCCUCUCUUAUGAGUGAGUAGUAGUAAGAUGAAUUUUACAGAUCCCUUUAAUUUUUAAAGAAUUACAAAAUGUACAAAUUCAGGCUGUUAAAUUU
Messenger RNA from Larimichthys crocea (large yellow croaker), 2432 nucleotides. RefSeq names its product serine active site containing 1 (gene serac1). Bases 109 to 2088 code for a protein of 659 amino acids. The transcript is spliced from 17 exons. The record is from RefSeq and is a predicted model, not a curated record. Lineage: Eukaryota; Metazoa; Chordata; Actinopteri; Sciaenidae.